Molecule: messenger RNA, 3960 nt
Organism: Petromyzon marinus (sea lamprey)
Lineage: Eukaryota; Metazoa; Chordata; Hyperoartia; Petromyzontiformes; Petromyzontidae
Gene: MYG1
Product: MYG1 exonuclease
Cellular component (GO): cytoplasm; nucleus
Source: RefSeq, a predicted model, not a curated record
ACGUUGAUGAUGAUGAUUAUGGGGUUUUUGUCUUUUCACAUUUGUGUGUGUGUAUUGUUGCACUAAAGGCCACCGCCAGAGGCCGCUAAGUGACCCGCUGGCCCUGAAAUGAAGAACACCGCCCGAUGCUGCUGCCACUGAUGCCACUGCUGCCACUGCCACUGCUGCGCUUCCCCCUGGCGGUGACGCCUCUUCUGAUGUCCCCCGGGCCCUGCUCCCCCAAGCGACUCCGCACUAUGGCCACGAUCGGCACGCACGACGGCACCUUCCACUGCGACGAGGUGCUCGCCUGCUUCUUGCUGCGACAGCUACCGCGCUACAAGGAUGCCAAGGUGGUACGUACCCGUGACCCAAAGGCUUUGGCCACAUGUGAUGUAGUGGUGGACGUCGGUGGUGAGUAUGACCCUGGACGUCACCGCUAUGACCACCACCAAAGGUCAUUUGCGGAGACCAUGCAUAGCCUGUGUGCAGAGAAGCCGUGGGUGACAAAGCUGAGCAGUGCGGGGCUGGUGUACAUGCACUUUGGGGAGGAAGUCAUCACCAGCAUCACGGGUCUGGGUAAAGAGGAUGCCAAUGUCACGACGCUCUACAACAAGAUGUAUGAGAAAUUUGUCGAGGAAGUGGAUGCCAUCGACAACGGAAUCUCGCAGCAUGACGGCGAGCCUCGCUAUGCCAUCACGACCGGGCUGAGCGCGCGUGUUGGGAGGCUCAACCCGAUGUGGAAUGACCCCGACCAGAGCGGCGAUUCGCUUGCUCCUGUCCGGAGCGCGUCGCGGUCCCCACGAGACACCGCAAGGCAACCCCAUCCUGAGCGCGCCCCCACUGAGAGCAGUCCAAGACCGUGGUGUUUGACGUCAGCCUCAACAGUGGCAUACAUCAACCAUCGUCUCUUCCGAUGUCGGCUCCAGUCCCGUGGUAUAGCGCCGCUGUUGAUGAUGAUGGUGCACAUGGCUCUGGUGCGAUCGGCUGUGGCGUCCGCCCCGGGCAACAUCGGUCCAAAGGGAGAGAAGAUGAUGGACCUCGGCGUCGGUGAUGCACUCGCCGAAGUCGAUGCCGAGUAUCCGUCACAGACACCGCUGGUCGAUUGCGUCCGGUUUCCUACGCAGAUACGCUGUCAUUGACCACGUCUCUGAGCCGUACACCAGUACGGUGGAGGAUGCAUGCUUUGUUGAGGCAGAUGUUUGUUGCCAGUGUAAUCCUGGAGCGCCAGAUGUAUCUGUCGUGCAGUUUUUCACACUGGUUGCGCCGAGUUAGGUGAACGAUUUUACCACUUGAGCAUUGUUGCGUGCUGUUUGCGCUUGGUUCAGAGCAUGUGGCUGCUCAAAAGUGGUCUGUAUUUUGGUUUUUGCCCAGGCCAAAUUUUCAAGUUUCAAUUUGCAUGAUCUCCAGUGCAAGGCGUAGCACCUCGAGCAUCUCAGCCAGCAGGGCAACAUCGUCUGCAUAGUCCAGGUCGGUGAACACUUGGGGGCCUAGGCUUGCUCCCAGGUUACGUUGGUGGACGGUGCAUUGCACAAUCCAGUCCAUUGGGGCAAAUAUGGUAUUCUUUUAAAUCACACGUGUAUUUAAAUUUGUGGGACUUUGGGCUGCAAGAUGAUAAGAAUGCACUUGCAACUUUGCAUCACGAAGGACAAGACUGCCAUAGAGUGGAUCACAACUAACUUUAACUGAAGCCCUUUUACUCAGAAUUGCCUAAUUUUCAAGACUUGCAAAAUGUCGUCGUUCGUAUGGGUUACACGAAGGUGGAAACCAGAGAACCGAGAGAAAACAUACAUGAAUGAUGGGAGAAUCUAAAUUACAAAUACAUCGAGAGUGAUCGGCAACAAACUGGCUGUACUACCUCCUGCAGGCACAUUUUCUUCCUGUAGGUGGGUGUCUCGAGCACCAGUACACCCCAUCCAAGACAUCGCAUUAAAGAGAGAUGCGCCACCACACCUGGCUAACUUAGGUAGCCAUUUUACUGUUUCCUUAUGCUGUUCACCAAUUCUGGUAACGUCUUCAAAAAGAGGAGAAGCAUACUUGGAAUGACGUGGGCUAUAGAACACAAGCAGGUUAAAUUUAUUAUAUUGACUGUUGAGAAAAGUAAGCAAGUGGGUUUGGCCAGGGGCACUGUGCUGGAAGGGGAUGAUGGCCGUUGGUUAAGAAUGUUGAUUAGUGGCGGCAGCCAAAGGAGGGAAUUCACCCAGCAGAAUGUCCACCAUGGAGAUGGAGCAAUGAAAUCAGCUCGUGCAGGCUGGACUUAUUCCACAGGACCGUGGGUAAUGUCGUCGGCUUGGCGUGACCUUGGUCCAGCAGUGGAUUGAUCAUGGCUUUUGUGAUGAUGACUCGCGAUAUCUUCCAGGCCGUAUGAGAUGACGUUACAUGGCGGUAUGAUGGGCCGACGUGAGAUGGCGUCGCACCGUGACAUCAUUGUGUGUGACAUUGCUCGGAGGCAUGGCGUCUGACAUCGCCUUGGUGAAAAGGCGCUACUAUUUAGAGCUAUUUUUUUUUGUCACUGCGUUUUGGAAAACUCUUUGAUCAAAUUGGGCAGUUUUAAAUCGAAUAAGUCCCUUCUAGCAACAAUUUAGUUUUUUUUACAAAAAUUGCAAAGUCUUGUUCACAUUGGGUCAUCUCUACAUGACCUCUCUACAGAUGGACAACAAAGCAAAUUAUUUCAAUCCGAGCUGGAAAGUAUUAAAACAACAAUUACUAACCCAUACUCUCUAAUUAAUAUACAAUAUUUCCAUAAUGGUUACUGCAGCUCUUUGGGCAGAGCUAGAUUAUGAAAGUUUAACGUCAUCUUCAUAAUGAUGCUGACAAAUUGCAGGUAAUUCAUGCCUUUGACAAAAGUGCCAGUUUGGGAACGAGAUCCAAUGGGGGUGAUUAGAGAGCACUGUGCAUGAGCAAUGUGGCUGUCAAGUACACCUCAAGGCUGCGCUGAAUGCCUUACAUUAUAUUUACUUUUGGUGCUAUAAAACCUCACGUUGAGCUUAUAGUGGGACUCCGAAUGAUCCGCUCGAGAAAGGCAGUUGGCGUGCUCGUGAAGCUUCACGUGUGUGUAUGUCUGCGCUUUUGUGAGUGCUCUGUGAAUUUUGAGGUCGGAGUAAUUGCAUGACUGCAGUUGUAUAUUGUGUGUGCUUUGGUGACUGCCUGAGUACAGUGUAUAUAAGCCUGCUCACACACAACCUUGGCAUUGUAAUGACCGGUAAGUUGCCCCGUACUUUACCAGGCGUCAGGAAAAUUGAUUUGAAUGCAAUGGAUACAGACAGCUUGUGCAAGAUGUUUAUGUGGGUCCGUGUUGUCUUCUCGAACAACUUUCAAUCACUCCCUCAGUCUGUUAGUGCAUUCAUCAUACGGCAGUGACGACUUACCAAUUAGGCAGCUAUUUUGAAUAUAGUUGCAAAGCCAUGGUUUGAAGCGAAAUGCUGUUUUGCUCUCUAUGGUUUCAAACAUUAGGGCUGUCCUCCUGUGGCCCAUAAUGUAACGUUUUUUACAACUCAAUUUGUUCUCAUGAUUGGUCAAGAUUUGUAUUUUCAGCUCUUUUACUAUUGUGCCGAUUAAAAGUUAACAUUGCAAAACUUAUGUAAUGUCAUGACGAUCAAUAUUGUUAGAAUCGCUUGAAAUGUAAAAUAAAGCAAAUUACACACACUGAAAAGUAGUCUGUCCAAUGCCUUUCAAUCAAAUUCAGGUACAUACCUAAAUUUGUAGCUAUACUGCAUAGCAUGGUUUGUUAAACUAAUAGCACACUGUGAAACUUGGUGCAUAAAAGCCAUCCUAAGGUAUUGAUUGGAUUGUGAUGAAUAUAGUAGGUAUGAACAGCGAAGGGUGAAGCUGGUGAUUAAUUAAACAAACCCAACAUUUUCUUUGGCUCUUUCGGUAAAGUCACGUAGAAUGAGAAUAAAAUAAUAAAAUAACACAAUGAAAUUCUCACGACGUUUCAGCCACAACGCAAGCGGCCGUCUUCAGGUGAAAGGUACAGAACUG